This is a messenger RNA of Monoraphidium neglectum, 633 nucleotides long. Its product is annotated as F-type H+-transporting ATPase subunit b. Gene Ontology annotation, biological process: proton motive force-driven ATP synthesis. The transcript is spliced from 2 exons. Gene Ontology annotation, molecular function: proton transmembrane transporter activity. Lineage: Eukaryota; Viridiplantae; Chlorophyta; Chlorophyceae; Sphaeropleales; Selenastraceae. The record is from RefSeq and is a predicted model, not a curated record. Bases 1 to 633 code for a protein of 210 amino acids.
AUGGCGCUCUCUCUGCGCUCCAAGGCGUUCGGUGCCACGCAGCGCGCUGCCGUGCGCACCCCCACCCGCGCUGUGCGCAUGGUGGUGCGUGCUUCGGCCCAGCAGCAGCAGCAGAGCCGCGCCCAGCUGGCCAAGGCUGCCAUGACCGCGGCGGGGGUGCAGCUGAUUGCUGCCGCCCCUGCGUUCGCCGAGGCCGGAAAGCUGUUCGACUUCAACCUGACGCUGCCGAUCAUGGCCGGCGAGAUCCUGCUGCUGAUGGUCUUCCUGGACAAGACCUGGUUUGGCCCCGUCGGCAAGGUGCUGGACGAGCGUGACGCGACCCUGCGCAGCCAGCUGACCGACGUCAAGGGCAACGCCGAGGAGCUGGCGCAGCUCACCAAGGAGGCUGAGGAGCUCGUCCGCGCCGCGCGCGGCGAGGUCUCUGCCCUGGUGCUGAAGCAGAAGAACGCCAAGCAGGCCGAGCUGGACAAGCUGUACAACGAGGCCAAGGCCAAGAUCACCAAGGAGACCGAGAGUGCGAUCGCGGCCAUGGAGAAGGAGUCCGAGGCGCUGCUGGCCAGCCUCGACGCGCAGGCCGAGAAGAUCAGCACCGAGGUGCUGCGCCGCGUGCUGCCCGAGGGCGUGAAGAUCUGA